Messenger RNA from Bacillus rossius redtenbacheri, 12880 nucleotides. It is a transcript of the gene Cad89D, whose product is annotated as cadherin-89D. Gene Ontology annotation, molecular function: cadherin binding; calcium ion binding. NCBI's taxonomy places the organism in Eukaryota, Metazoa, Arthropoda, Insecta, Phasmatodea, Bacillidae. Gene Ontology annotation, biological process: calcium-dependent cell-cell adhesion; cell-cell junction assembly; cell-cell adhesion mediated by cadherin. The record is from RefSeq and is a predicted model, not a curated record. Gene Ontology annotation, cellular component: plasma membrane; adherens junction; catenin complex.
AUGUUUUUGACCAACAACAGGAUGUGCCUGGCCACCAACUGGUGGCGCUCUGUUGUUGACACGUGUGCGACGGUGUUCAUCAUAGCUCUCAGCAACCAGAGCGAGCUCCGCGCGGUCGAAGUGGCCAAGGCCUACAGACCUUGGGGCGUGGCCGCCCUGCGCCUGAUCGACCUUGGCGCCGAAGGCCGCCGCCUCAGGGCCCGACCCGCGCGGAAUACCUGCUCUGCGGACACAGCGCCGAGUGACUUUCACCCGUCGCUGCGUCUGGAGACGUGCAGCGCCGCGGGGGCUGUCGUCGCAGGCGGCUUCAUCCGCGCAAAGGCCACAGGGGAACCAGGACUCUACUAUCCACUGUCCCCGAGGUGCCAGUUCUACCCGACAGGGGAGUACCUGCGCUUCGUGCGGGUGCCUGAGAGGUGCCAGUUCUACCCGACAGGGGAGUACCUGCGCUUCGUGCGGGUGCCUGAGAGGUGCCAGUUCUACCCGACAGGGGAGUACCUGCGCUUCGUGCGGGUGCCUGAGAGGUGCCAGUUCUACCCGACAGGGGAGUACCUGCGCUUCGUGCGGGUGCCUGAGAGGUGCCAGUUCUACCCGACAGGGGAGUACCUGCGCUUCGUGCGGGUGCCUGAGAGGUGCCAGUUCUACCCGACAGGGGAGUACCUGCGCUUCGUGCGGGUGCCUGAGAGGUGCCAGUUCUACCCGACAGGGGAGUACCUGCGCUUCGUGCGGGUGCCUGAGAGGUGCCAGUUCUACCCGACAGGGGAGUACCUGCGCUUCGUGCGGGUGCCUGAGAGGUGCCAGUUCUACCCGACAGGGGAGUACCUGCGCUUCGUGCGGGUGCCUGAGAGGUGCCAGUUCUACCCGACAGGGGAGUACCUGCGCUUCGUGCGGGUGCCUGAGAGGUGCCAGUUCUACCCGACAGGGGAGUACCUGCGCUUCGUGCGGGUGCCUGAGAGUGUGGCGUGUGGCGGUGACUGGCAUGUUUCUGACUGGAGGGACGGCGUGCUUGCAGGGUGCCAGUUCUACCCGACAGGGGAGUACCUGCGCUUCGUGCGGGUGCCUGAGAGUGUGGCGGUGGGCGGCGAGGUACUGCAGGUGGAGGUGCACCCCAGGCACAACAUCUCUCUGCAGCCCGUCGACAAGGCGGAGGACGCGGCCUUCUUCUCGCUGGAGGACUCGAACCCGCGCGCCGUGUCCGUGCGCCUGGCGCAGUCGCUGGACGGCCUCGUGGACAGCGACACGCCGCAGAACGUGCUCAAGUUCCGCCUCGUGUGCGACCACCUGGACGGCGACGACACGAUAUCAUCGUACUUGUCCGUGACGGUGUAUGUGGAAGAUGUGAACGACCACGCGCCGGAGUUCCAGAAUGCUCCCUACCACGUCACCGUGGAGGAGUUGUCGCCAGUGGGCCUGACCAUCUUCAGGGGCGUGCACGCGGUGGACCGCGACAAGCCCAACACGCCCAACUCGGACGUGCAGUACGCCCUCACGGAGGGCAACGAGAAGGGCUGCUUCGCCCUGGAGAGCAGCCACCGCGCGGCGCUGGUGCUGCGCCGGGCCCUGGACUACGACACGGGCGACGUGGACUUCCAGCUCACCGUCAUGGCCUCGGACCGCGGCUCGCCGCCCAAGAACAGCACCACGAGCAUCAGGGUGACGGUGCUCGACAACGACGACCUCGGUCCCAAGUUCACCAGAGACGUCUACCGGACCAAGAUAACCGAGUUCUACCCUCUCACCGGCCGGCGCGUGCACCAGGAGCUGCGCUUCGAGCCGCCCGUGGAAGCGCGCGACCAGGACCUCGCCAUAGACGCGCCGCUGCGCUACGACCUGGUGGCCGGCAACGAGCGCCGCCUCUUCGCGGUGGACGCGCGCAACGGCUCGCUGUUCCUGGAGCGCGAGCUGGACCUGGAGCAGGAGCGCGGGCUGCCGGGCAACACCUUCACGCUGCAGCUGCAGGCGGCGCAGCUGGACAACCCGCUGCGGGCCGCCACGGCGCGCCUCGAGGUCGAGGUGCUGGACCUCAACGACAACCUGCCGCAGUUCGAGCACCAGCUCUACAACAUCAGCAUCGUGGAGAACCUGCCCAACGGCUUCAGCGUGCUGCAGGUGGUCGCGCGCGACCUCGACCAGGGAGACAACGGCGAGUUCACGUACCAGCUGGAGGACCCCCGCGGCGCCUUCGUGGUGGACCCGCGCACCGGCUGGCUGACGGUGCGCGACCAGGCGGCGCUGGACCGCGAGCGGCAGUCCUCGCUGACCAUGAGGGUGGAGGCGCGGGAGAAGGUGCCCAGCGCGGCGGGCAGCCAGGUGUCAGCGGCCACCGUCGAGGUCACGCUGCUGGACGCCAACGACAACAACCCGGCCUUCGUGCCCUCCAACCUGUACGAGUUCUCCGUGGAGAGCGACGUGCGCGUCGGCAGCAUCGUGGGCCAGGUCCACGCCACGGACCCGGACCUGGGUCGCAACGGCAUGGUGCUGUACGAGCUGCAGCGGCCGGGCAACGGCUCCCAGGCGUUGGCGCUCUCCGUGGACGCGCGCAGCGGCCAGCUGGUCGUCAUCGACUCGCCGCUCGCUGUGGGGCGCCACGCGCUGCUGGUGCAGGCCGCCGACCAGCCUGCCAACCCCAGCGAGCGGCGCUUCUCGCUCGCCGUCGUCACCGUGCACGUCACCCGGCCCGGCGGCAAAGUUCUGUAUGCGUUUGUAGCGAAGGACAAUGACUUGCCCGACUUCAUCGGCGCGCCGUACGAGUUCUGGGUCGGGUACAACGUGCCAGUCGGCACGAGUGUGGGUCAGAUACGAGUCACCGACGCCGUCGACAAGAACACCGUCAUCUACGACAUGCUGCACAGCUACCACGACGGAGUGCCCUUCGCCGUGGAGGAGCGCUCGGGCACCAUCAGCGUCAUGGACGAGAUCGCCAAGUACGAGCCGCGCCAGUACGAGUUCGAGGCGGUGGUGUCGGACGGCCGUGACGUCACGCUGGUCAGCAACGUCACCAUCCACGUGGUCGAGGCGGUCCAGACGAGCUCGGAGCUCGCCAACAGGAGCUCGGCGGCGCCGCUGCAGUUCAGGGUGCGCGAGAACGUGGCGGGCGCGCUGGUGGGCCAGCUGGGCAACACCUCGGCCGGCUGGAGGAACAUGCGCUUCAUGAUCGCCAACCAGCAGGACGUGGCGGAGCGCUUCGCCGUGACGCAGGACGGUGCCCUGUACACGCAGCGGCCCCUGGACCGGGAGGAGCGGGCCAGCUACCGGCUCACGCUGGUGGCCGAGAGCCCUCGCGGCCUGGCGCGCGGCCCUGCCAUCUACCAGGUGGACGUGGCGGUGGAGGACGAGAACGACAACCCGCCGGUGUUCGAGCGCCCGGCCUACGAGGGCCGCGUCAGGGAGAACUCUCCCGCCGGCACGGAGGUGAGCCUGGACAGCCCCGUGCGGGCGCGAGACGCUGACGCCGCGCCCAACGCGCAGUUCAGCUUCACGCUGCACGGCGACGGCAGCGAGCUGUUCGCGCUGGACCAGGCGGGCGGCCGCGUGCUGCUCAAGGCGGCCCUGCUGGACCGGGAGACCAAGGCUAUGUACUCGCUCAUGGUCGUGGCCCGCGACAAGGGUAACCUCAACUCAGAAGCUAAACUGACCAUCCAUGUUGACGAUGUCAACGAUAAUGCGCCGAACUUCUUGCAAAUGGUAGCUCUUCAAGAUCAAGACAUCGAGAUAUCAGAGCCGACCGUGCCCGGGAACGCUACGCCGCACCUGCCAGCCAACAUGACCAGCGAGGAGUACGUCAGCCACAUGGCCACCACGAACUUCACGAACCACGACAACAUCCUGUACGUGGCGCCCCUCGUGACGAUACCAGAGGACACUCCUGUGGGCAUGGCCAUCCUGCGACUUCUCGCCGACGAUCGCGACGCCGGGAGCAACGCGACCAUCGCCUACAGCAUUUCCUCGGAGACCUUCAUCCCGAACCUUGUCCUGGGGCCUCCCAAACCGACGUCCAAGAACUACUUCUUGAUACACCCAGUAAACGGAGAAGUGUCGGUCGCACGAAUUCUCCCUCCCGUGACUGAAUUUCGGUUGAACUUCACAGCAACCGACGGGGGAGGACUAUCUGAUAACGUUUCCGUCAGGAUUUACGUGAAAGACGUCAACGACCACGCACCAGUUUUCAAGAAGUCGUGGUACAUGUUUGAUUUAAAAGAAGGGUUCUACUCCGGGUACAUAGUUGGGAAGGUCGAAGCCACCGACUCCGACUUUGGCCCGAACUCGGAAAUAUCCUACACAAUUCUGCAGAGCGAAAACGCGUCGAUCCCGCUGCCUUUCAGGAUAUCCAGGACCGGCGGAGAGAUAAGCGUGAACGGUAACAUCGACAGGGAGUCGAAAGAUCACUACAAGUUCAGGGUGAUGUCCCAAGACGGCGGUACGUCGCCACGCAGGAAGAACAGCGUCGUGAACGUGGAGGUGCACGUUCUGGACGUGAACGACAACGCCCCGACGUUCUACAACUACGACCACAUCCUCCAGGUGUUCCCGACGUCGGUGGGCGCGGGCGAGGACAGGAACCCCGUUCUCAUCCCGGUCUACUACGCGUCCGUCCUGGAGAACAGCCCCGCGGGCACCAUCGUCUCGAAAGUGUCGGCCAACGACUCGGACUUCCAAGGGAACGGCAACGGCCUCCUGCUGUUCGACAUCCCGCGCCGGACGGACGGACACGACUCGUUCAGCAUCGACUCGAAGGAGGGCCUGAUCAGGACCGCGGGCGCGCUGGACUACGAGCGGCGGGGAGCGUACAACGUGACCGUGGUGGCCUCGGACCUGGGCAGCCCCAGCCUGAGCUCGACGGCCGUGGUGGCGGUGAGCGUGGUGGACCUGCAGGAGGAGGCCGGAGAGCCGCCGCGGCCGGUCUUCGCGCACCGCUACUACGAGGUGGAGCUGCCCGAGAACAGCGCGCCCGCCCGCCUGCUGGACCUAGAGGUCACCGAGGCCUACAGGGACUCCAGCCUCAGGUUCUCGCUGGCCCCCUCGCCAGGCAGCGAGCGCUUCCAGAUACACGCGCGCAACGGCACCCUGGUCGCGACUGGCAGCCUGGACCGCGAGCAGCAGGCGCUGUACGAGCUGCGCGUGAGGGUGGAGCAGCUGAAGAAGGGCCGCGGCCUGCCCGUGCUGCUGUACCCGCUGCCCGCCGAGCGCCUGGCCGACCUCGCUGCCAACGAAGUAAAAGUUAUAGUUCGAGUCAAAGAUGUGAACGACAACUCUCCGAAAUUCGUUGUGAAUGGAAGGCCCAUAGUGGCAGCCAUCCCGACAAGUGCCAGCUAUGGGUACCACAUUGUGAGGUUACAGGCGACGGACGCGGACGAGGGCGUGAACGCGGACCUGCGCUACCAGAUCCUGGGGCGCGCCGACGACCAGGCGCGCCGCUUCGCCGUGGACGCGCUGACGGGGCAGGUGCGGUCCGUGGCGAGCUUCGCGCGCGACGCCGGCCGCGUGUUCGGCUUCGACGUGAAGGCCACGGACCGCCGCGGCGCCGACGACGGCCGCUCCGCCAUCACCAACGUCUUCGUUUAUGUUCUGGAUGAUCGCAAACAACUAAUUCUAACUCUAGGAACAAGGCCAACAUCGAUAGAAAAGAAUAUUGAAAAUAUCACAAAUUCCCUUUACAACAUCACAGGCCUUGAUGUGAGAGUGCGGAAGAUUGAACCACACUCUGAACGAGAUUUAGAAGACGGCACAGCGACUGACCUGUUCCUUUAUGCCGUUGAUCCUCUGAUGAAUGUCAUCAUUGAUAUGGACACACUGCAAAACAUGCUGCAGCUGAAGCGGGCCGACAUGGAGCGCGAGCUGGACCAGUACCGGGUGCUGGACGUGGCGCCGGCCCGCGAGCUGGUGGUAGCGAGUGCCGGCACGAGAGAGCGUGUGCUAGCAGCGUGCUUGCGACGGUGCUUGCAGCAUGCUGCAGCUGAAGCGGGCCGACAUGGAGCGCGAGCUGGACCAGUACCGGGUGCUGGACGUGGCGCCGGCCCGCGAGCUGGUGGUAGCAGGCCACCCGGGGGGUCGCCACCAUCGCUCUCCGCCCUGGAGGUGGGCGUCGUGGCGCUGGCCUGCGUCGUGUUCGCGGGCGCCCUGGCCGCCGCCGUCUGCGUCGCCUGCUUGCGCCGCGGCCGCCGCAGGAGGCAGCAGGAGCGCCUGGCCGGCAAGAUGUUCCACCCGCCCGUGGGCUUCACGUUCGGCGGCGCCGCCAACCCGGCGCUGGGCGGCCAGCACCCCCUGGCCAAGGCACACCUCUUCUCCGCCUCGUACCUGGACGCGCUCGCCGGAGACACCACCGACACCUACGUCGACAUGCACUCCAACAAGUCCGGCGGCGGCGGCUACCACCGCCACGACUACCACCUGCACGACCACCUGCCGGUGCACCUGGUGCAGUCCGGCGGCGGCGGCUACCACCGCCACGACUACCACCUGCACGACCACCUGCCGGUGCACCUGGUGCAGUCCGGCGGCGGCGGCUACCACCGCCACGACUACCAUCUGCACGACCACCUGCCGGUGCACAUGGUGCAGUCCGGCGGCGGCGGCUACCACCGCCACGACUACCACCUGCACGACCACCUGCCGGUGCACAUGGUGCAGUCCGGCGGCGGCGGCUACCACCGCCACGACUACCACCUGCACGACCACCUGCCGGUGCACCUGGUGCAGUCCGGCGGCGGCGGCUACCACCGCCACGACUACCACCUGCACGACCACCUGCCGGUGCACCUGGUGCAGUCCGGCGGCGGCGGCUACCACCGCCACGACUACCACCUGCACGACCACCUGCCGGUGCACCUGGUGCAGUCCGGCGGCGGCGGCUACCACCGCCACGACUACCACCUGCACGACCACCUGCCGGUGCACAUGGUGCAGCCUGACAUCCCCGACACCACCGACACCUACGUCGACAUGCACUCCAACAAGUCCGGCGGCGGCGGCUACCACCGCCACGACUACCACCUGCACGACCACCUGCCGGUGCACCUGGUGCAGGGCCGGCAGCGACCGCGGCGCCACCAGCACGAGCCGUCGUGCGGCCGACACCCGCAGCGCCGCGCCACCGUCGGCCCGGCGCUCGAGACCUCCAUGACGUCACUGCACUCGAGCAGCAAGGACUCGGGCAUCGCCGAGCACACCCGCUGCGUGUGCGGCCACUCCACCAGCCCUUCCUCGGCCGACAGCAGCAACGGAAGCUACGAGGACUCGCUCAAGUCCCUGCACCGCCAGCAGACCAGCGAGGCGACGCCCGCCGACGCUAGGCCAGUGAACGGGGCGAGGCGUCCCGGCGGCGCCCAGCGCAGGCGGCAACGUCACAACUCCGUGAGCAGCUUCCAGCAGCCACCACCAGCGGCGCUGGUAGCGCUGCCCGCCCCCGCUCUGGCGCGCCGUCCCAGCAACAGGGUCGCGGCCGGCAGGUAGCUCUGCUCUACCCGGGUCUCACCUAGCGCCACAGUGGCGCCCAGCUCAGGCAGCUACGUCACAACUCCGUGAGCAGCUUCCAGCCGCCACCACCAGCGGCGCUGGUAGCGCUACCCGCCCCUGCUCUGGCGCGCCGUCCCAGCAGCAGGGUCGCGGCCGGCACGUAGCUCUGCUCUACCUGGGUCUCACCUAGCGCCACAACGGAGCCCAGCGCAGGCAGCUACGUCACAACUCCGUGAGCAGCUUCCAGCAGCCACCACCAGCGGCGCUGGUAGCGCUGCCCGCCCCCGCUCUGGCGCGCCGUCCUAGCAGCAGGGUCGCGGCCGGCACGUAGCUCUGCUCUACCUGGGUCUCACCUAGCGCCACAGCGGCGCCCAGCUCAAGCAGCUAGGUCGCAACUCCGUGAGCAGCUUCCAGCAGCCAUCACCAGCGGCGCUGGUAGCGCUACCCGCCCCCGCUCUGGCGCGCCGUCCCAGCAACAGGGUCGCGGCCGGCACGUAGCUCUGCUCUACCCGGGUCUCACCUAGCGCCACAGCGGCGCCCAGCUCAGGCAGCUAGGUCGCAACUCCGUGAGCAGCUUCCAGCAGCCAUCACCAGCGGCGCUGGUAGCGCUACCCGCCCCCGCUCUGGCGCGCCGUCCCAGCAACAGGGUCGCGGCCGGCACAUAGCUCUGCUCCACUCGGGUCUCACCUAGCGCCACAGCGGCGCCCAGCGCAGGCAGCUACGUCACAACUCCGUGAGCAGCUUCAAGCAGCCACCACCAGCGGCGCUGGUAGCGCUGCCCGCCCCCGCUCUGGCGCGCCGUCCCAGCAACAGGGUCGCGGCCGGCACGUAGCUCUGCUCUACCCGGGUCUCACCUAGCGCCACAGCGUCGCCCAGCUCAGGCAGCUAGGUCGCAACUCCGUGAGCAGCUUCCAGCAGCCAUCACCAGCGGCGCUGGUAGCGCUACCCGCCCCCGCUCUGGCGCGCCGUCCCAGCAACAGGGUCGCGGCCGGCACGUAGCUCUGCUCCACUCGGGUCUCACCUAGCGCCACAGCGGCGCCCAGCGCAGGCAGCUACGUCACAACUCCGUGAGCAGCUUCAAGCAGCCACCACCAGCGGCGCUGGUAGCGCUGCCCGCCCCCGCUCUGGCGUGCCGUCCCAGCAGCAGUGUCGUGGCCGGCACGUAGCUCUGCUCCACUCGGGUCUCACCUAGCGCCACAGCGGCGCCCAGCGCAGGCAGCUACGUCACAACUCCGUGAGCAGCUUCAAGCAGACACCACCAGCGGCGCUGGUAGCGCUGCCCGCCCCCGCUCUGGCGCGCCAUCCCAGCAGCAGGGUCGCGGCCGGCACGUAGCUCUGCUCUACCCGGGUCUCACCUAGCACCACAACGGAGCCCAGCGCAGGCAGCUACGUCACAACUCCGUGAACAGCUUCCAGCAGCCACCACCAGCGGCGCUGGUAGCGCUGCCCGCCCCCGCUCUGGCGCGCCGUCCCAGCAGCAGGGUCGCGGCCGGCACGUAGCUCUGCUCUACUCAGGUCUCACCUCAUAGCGCUCUACGAGUCUGAGUACCAACGAGUCAUCGGAGGAACGAACUCAUAUCCUCUUCAUAAUAUAUAGUAGUGGAUGCUUUUGUUCUUACACCGGGAGACCUGUGUAGUAUGAUUUGGUGAUAAAGUGGAUAACACUCUUAUUUCUUCGUGCUCCACUGCUCAUGAACACCCGUGAGACCUGUGCCUCUGCGAUACAAAGAGCCAUAUGUUGCUCCCUGCUGUUAUCGGGAUCACACCGCUACCUGGAGACACAAUCUCGGGGGUCUUGCAGCUGAGAUAUAUGCUUGGACCCAUCGUAAAUGGAACAGUAUCAUGUAGAAGUUUAUAUCUAGAGACGAUAGGUAUUGUAUCGUGAUUCAUGUAUAAUGUACCAUGUUAAAUGUUAUCUUGGUCAUCACUGUGUACAUUUACCGGGUUUAACUGAUGUGAGCUCACAUUUAUUUAUGUGUUCUAGAGUUCAGUUGUGAUUACAGAUCUAAUAUUCUAGCCAUGGUUAUUCGACUCAAGUUUAAGAUGGAUAAGUGUUUUUCUCUGGUGUUUAUCGUGUCUUUGGACAGAUCUGGAAAAUGUAACAAGGGUGGUUUCAUUUAAAACCUUAAAGGUUUGUAGUAGUUUGUUGUAAUUUGAUGGUGACGAGAAAAACUGUAAGGUUUUCCUUCAAGUUGGCACUAAGUAAAUCUUAUUAGUAUUUGUUACUAGCGAGUGCAGACCAUUUUUAUCGUAAGCAAAAAUUUAAACAUCGGUAAUUGACAUGUGGAUCAGCUUUUAAAGUUUUACAAAACGUAAUUAAAAAUCUAUUUUAGAAUUAAAUUUAUAACUUAAAUCUUAAUGUUAGCUUUUCUUAUUUUAUUCAAGAACUGGAACAAAGCUUUUGAAAGAUUUGGUUUUACUUUUGAAAAUUUACGUGCAGCGAUUAUACUCGCUGACUCCCAAAGACAAUAAAAGUCACUGUGCUAUAAAUCAUUUCUUAAACCAAUUUACCAUUAUUUAUGUAAGAAAUAUUAAAAUUGCUUACUUCAGGAAAGGGAGAUAUUUGAGUACUUUUGGAACUUUACAACGAUUUUAUCAAAAAACCGUUUUAAUUAUACUUGGUUUGCAGACCAAUAUUGAAAAUUCUCUACCAAGAGAAUAAAGUUUUUAACUCAACAGUGAAAAGCAACAUAAUAAAGUGCUUUGCAAGCAUUAUGUAAUAGCUAUAUUUUAGAUCUCAAGCGAUACAAUUAAAGUUAUGUAUUCAAUAAAUUGUUAUAAUAUUUUACUUUUCUGAAUUUUCUUUUUGUGGAACUCGACGUUACCGCAUUUGUGCAAUAAUGUUAUUAGCAAUAUCAUACUAUUUGUAUAAUUUUAAAACAAAUUACAUAUUAUGUAACUAAAUAGCAAAUAGCCAAUAUAUAUUAAAAUAUAGCUCUAAUGUAAGUGUAAAAUCAUUAACAACUAUUUGCAAAAAUAAGAUUAACAUCACUUCUAAUUUGUUACAACCACUGAAACAAGGCUAAGAAAUACAAAAUUGUAAAUUUUUUCUGUCUGUUAUUGUAUGAUUCAUGGUACAAAAUUGUUUCCCAACGACUUGUAAAUCUUCUUGCAUGACAUUUUUGGCGAUUGUUUAUGUAGAUAGUUGUGAUUUCAGUUACAUAUUCUAUGUGCUACAGCAUAACAGCAUUUGGGAACCCUUUCAAGAGUAUUUUAAUCAUGUGUCAGAUUUACAAUAACAUAGCAAUAAACUGGUGAUACAUAACAUAAAUCCCGUAAUAACUCAAGUCCAAAUAUCAUGAUUGUGCCAAAUAAUGUUAACAUGUUUUUGUAAUUAUUUUAGAAUCAACUCUGGAAUCAAUUAAUUUUAAAGAUCUGUAAAAUUUACGAUAAAUAUAAUAUUUUUCUAGCUACUGAUUUUAAUUUAAAUUUGUAUUACAAGAAUUCACAAGUGAUCAAUAAGUACAUUUAAAUUGCGCAGUGAACUAAAAAUACAUAUCUAUAAAACAUACAUAAAAUAAAAUUCUCACAUACACUAUUAAAUGUAUUGUGAAAAAUUAAAUAAUGUUAUAAAUCACAUAAAAAGUUUUAAGUAAUAUACUGAGUCUGAAGGUUGUAAUGUAUACAUUAAAAUUUGAAAUUACUUGUUGAAUUAAUUUUCCGUAACGUCUUCAUUUCACAUUUUUUUGUAUAUGAUUCAUAACUUGUUUUCAUAUAAAUGAGAGUGCCAAUUUCUCCUAUGACAAUUAAUGCUAGUUGUACAGAUGUCAAAGAAUUGUCCCAAAUGUGAUUUAUAGUUUCUCUUGUCUUGCAGUUUACAAAGUUAAAAAUGAUAUGAAAUUUGUUUUUACUUACAUAAAUUGUCUCUUUGCACGCAAUUUCCUAAUGCUUUUUAGAACAAUGAAAAUUUACAGUCAAAAAGACUGUUUAUUGAAAGAAAAUUGUAGAGCAAUAUUAUUGGAAUAGGCCUAAAUGUCAUUUAAUCUAUAGAUUUAACAGAAAUGCUUUUCCAACAAUGUAUACCGACUGUUUCAAAUGUUGACUGAAAUAUAAGUGGUGUAACUUGUGGGUUUUAUAAUGGCUCAGUAGGACCACGGGAAAUGGUGUUUGUACGCCUUCGAAAUGCAAUGCCGCAAGAAACGGCAAUAGAUCAAUCAACCGCUUUUCUGUUUGUUCCAGCCCUGACGUGUGGGGAAAUGUGAUGAAUGGCGGUGUGGGAGGAUGUUAGGUCAAGGGAAUCUGUAAUUAAUGUUAAGGGUAGAGUUUUAGACAAGCCAUCAAACACUACUGCAAAUGAAGCAGAUUUAUGUUACUCAAUUUCUACCAAAGGCCAAGAUAGACUUUAUACAGCAUUUUCAUUUUACAAUAAUUGAUUUGAGGAUCAUAUUCUUUGAGUUUAUUGAUAAAAACAAUAUUAUUUACAUAAUUAGUCGACAAUUCGGGUGUAAAGAAAAGUUGAUCUAUUUAAAUAUAUUUUAUCAAUGUCUACGUUUUGAUCACAGGUAUUUUAUUAGUAGAAUGAGUGAAGUUUACAAGUAUUAAAUUUAUUCUGAAACACACAAUUUGCCCGAUUAUAAGGUGUUUACAAUAUUAAACAUACUCCUACAGGAAAAAAAUUGUCUGGUUACUCUCUGAAAUUAUUUAAUAAAUUAUUUUACCGAACAACGAUAGCAUUUUGUUUUACCUUAGCACUACAAAUUAUGAUUAACAUAUUAAGGGUUUUAAUAACACGGACUUGGAUGGAUGAACACAUUUCAGAGUCAUUAUUUUAUUGUUUAUAUGUUUUAGUUAGAUUUAUACUGUCAGAAUAUAAAUGUAAAAGUAGGCAAUUUUAGUUAUAGUUCCAUUUUUAUAAAAUAUUUGUACCUUAACUGAUUUUUACCAGCUAAUUUAUGGUUUUCAAUGUUGCAUGGAACCGUGCAUUCGUGAAUAGAUGAGUGCGAAAUACAUAGUAAUUAACAACCACAUUUUAAUAAUAAUUUAAACCUAUUUCACAAUGUUUAAUUGUAUUCUAGGAAUCACUUUGUGUGCAAUAAAUAGUACAACUUCCAUUUAAGUUACCUAUGAAUAUACUGAAAAAAAUUAUCUGAACCAAUUAGCUCAAUGUUUAAACGUUUUUGUUCGGAAUUUCAAUGAAAACCCCUUUAAUUAUCAGUAUUUUUUACUCGAUAAUUGUAUAAAAUAUAUAUGUUACCAUUACAAAAAAAAAGUGUUUGUAACAAUAAAGUGUUCACAUUGGUGCCUCAAGAAUCCCUUUAACUAUUUAUAGUAUCUAUUUUUAUGAACUAUUUUGUAAAUAUUUAUGAAAAAAAUACCUUUUUUUUUAAAUUUUAUAUGAAGUGUUAUAUUAAAUAUAUGUAAUGUUUUGAAAGUUAUAUAAAGCAUUUUUUCUGGCUUAUGUAUUUUUAAGUUAUAUUUUAUUCAUGAU